Thamnophis elegans (Western terrestrial garter snake) is the source of this 1986-nucleotide messenger RNA. RefSeq names its product proline and serine rich 2 (gene PROSER2). The coding region runs from base 321 to 1697 and encodes 458 amino acids. Lineage: Eukaryota; Metazoa; Chordata; Lepidosauria; Squamata; Natricidae. The record is from RefSeq and is a predicted model, not a curated record. The transcript is spliced from 4 exons.
GCCGCGUCUAAUCCCUGCCCAGUGUUGCUUUGCCUGCCGGCUCUUCGCACCUGUUUCGCCCGGGGAGCCGCGAUUCAUACGGCGUCCCACGCGCGAUCCCCCCCCCCUGCGCAUCCUUUCCCCCCCCCUUCCCUUUGCUCCGGGAGACCCGCUGAGGAUUUCCACGCGAGUCAACCUCCCACCUGCGCGGCCAGUCGGAUUUUUCCCCAGAACGGCUGGGCGGAAAAAAUUGAAAAUCUCUGCUCGAGUUCCGUGAGUGUUUCACAUUGCAUGAGAAAGAGACUCUCUUACCAAAAAGGACACAUUUUUCUAGGUGGGGAAUGCCAAGAAACAUGGUGUCAGACUAUUCAGGAAUGGGAUAUGAAAUUCCUUCGGAGGUCCAGUUGGGAAACUUGGAAAACACACAUCAUCUUGAGAGUGGGAAAAGUUGCCCGCAUCGAAAACACUCAAUUUUGGAUGAAGAUGAACGGUUGAAAGGUUUAACUCACGAAGAAAAGGACGUCCUACUUUUUUUCGAAGAAACUAUGGAUUCUUUGGAUGACGGUGUGGAGGAGGAGGAAGGCUUGCACGACAGUGGGGUCUUCUGCAAUUCCCCAAAGCUGGUGGAGGAAAACACACCUGACCAUUCCGGGUCUGAAGAGCUGAUAGAAUUGGUCCCAUCAGCACCAGAGAGCAGCACGGAACCAGCAUCAGAGGAAACUUGGAAGCUGGAUGAGCCAAAGCUGGAGGAUGUUGAACCAUCAGAAGAAGAUGUCUGUCUCCAUCCAGUUUCUCUUCCGCCAACACCGCCUUCGCCACCUCCGUUGCCGGUCUGUGAGACGUAUCCCAUUCAGCCUACUGUACCGCAUCCGAAGCUCCUUCACUCCAUCCCCACACCACUUCUGAUUGCCGAGAAAUUGUUGGAGCAGCAGGCAGAAGGCAGUUCUUCCUCGCUUUCUUCUCUAAAGGAAAGGGACCCCAACAAGAGGAGGACCAUCUCCACUUCCUCCACUCUCUGCAGUAGGGAGCAGGUCAAGCCUUGUGCCCCACCUCCAACUGCUCCCAAACCCCAGAGGUUCCCGAAAAACAUCAGCUUCACCAAUGCCAGCGAGCGGGAAUUCAGCAAAAUCAUCUCCAAGGCAGCCGUCAACGUUCAAGAGCGCAAGGCUCAAGUGUUGGCCAACGUCAACGCUUCAGCCUUGCUACUAAAUGAGUUGGAAGAGAGGCUGCAGAAGCGUGGACUUCUGGGUCCCAGCCAAAGCUUGCCUUUACGAGAUUUACCUUCUGAGUCCACGGACCACAAACCCUUGAGUAGUUUAAGCCUGGUUGAGAAAACUCUUGCUCGGGCCCACCUCAUCCAUCCUCUCAAAAUCCUUUCCACCACAAAGAAUGAGAGGCCUGAACAAGAAUGUGGUACACCAAAUGACUAUCAAAACACCCAUGAAAUCAUGAAAAAGGAUCCUAAUUUGUUACCCACCCUGAACAAAACAAUGACUGUCAAGCCAGAUGUUGACCUUGUGGAUGGCAAGUCUGCUUGGCCAAGUAUUUCUGGACAACCCCAACAAGACCUCAUCCUCGACAUACAGAGAAAGUUGAGCACAUUGCCCAAAUCUGCAGGACUCCAUUCCAAAGGUGUCACAGUACAGUUUUCCGGCCGUGGUUCGACAGAAGAAGCCCGGAGGGAGGCUCUACGAAAACUGGGACUUCUGAAAGAAUAAUGGAACGAGAAGAACAUCUAAAGCACAUUACGACAGAUUGACAAAUUCCAAUGAAAUCCAUUCUAUUUAUCAUGCAGGCGAAGGAAAUAUUAAGUGUUUGGAACACCACUGUUCUCUGCUGGCAUUUGGGAUGGAUGUCCUUGACAUGAACUCACCGUGCUUAUUGAAGACUUCAAGGCCAUUCAUAAAAGCCCAGGUGAAAAUGAGAGUGUCAAGUUAAAUGAAGGUCAACGGACAGUCCAUGUGUAAGCCUUGUGUGUAUCACUGGCCACGUACAUCGGAAUCCCUU